GUCAUCAUCAUCUUUUGUUUCUAAUCAGAAGUCCAAUAAGAUUGAUGAAGCCUUUUCUUGAUUUGAUGUCACUUUCAUAUCUGCUUGUUAAGGUUGUUUCCUUCUGUCACAGGUACCUUUACUCUUUCUGACCUUGGGAUGUUUGGUGCGGACCGAUUUGAUGCCAUUCUGCCACCUGGAACGGGAGCAAUCAUGGCAAUUGGAGCUUCUUAUCCAACUGUUGUGGCUACCAAGGAUUGUCGAAUUGGCAUGAAGAAGCAGAUGCAGGUAAAUGUUACAGCAGAUCACCAUGUCAUCUACAGAGCUGAUCUUGCUUCAUUCUUGCAAACGCUGUCAAAGAUCAUUGAGGACCCUAAAGAUCUUACCCUGUAGUCAAAUGUCCCUCACCAACAUGGUCUUCCCUGCCCUCUCAUCACCGGGUAUGGUUGUAGCAUGCUCUCAGUCUCAUGUUUCUCCCACAUCAAUUUUCAAGACAUCAUUCCAUUUUUGUCUGCAAAUAUAUGAGCUGAUCAUUCAAUCAAAAACCUCCAAGGAACAAGAACAAAAUUUUCAUUUAGAUUCUAUUUUUGUUCAGUUUAGUCUUCAAUUUCCUCAAUCAAGAAAUGUUAAAUCUUAAGCUGUCAAUUAAAUUCUAGAGGAUGGUAGCGGUGUUC
Molecule: messenger RNA, 653 nt
Organism: Rubroshorea leprosula
Lineage: Eukaryota; Viridiplantae; Streptophyta; Magnoliopsida; Malvales; Dipterocarpaceae
Source: the annotation of a GenBank genome assembly